AUAGAAGCAAAGUUGAUGAAGUUGAAUAAGGCUCACUCACUCACUCGCUAACAAACCAAAAGAUGUGGAACCUCUGCGCUGUUAUUCCCAAUGCUUCUUCAACCUUCACAUUCAGCGUUCAACAUCAUUCACUUCUCAACUUCUUCAAUAGAAGGAGAAGGCCUCGCUGCAGGGUCACCAUGUCCUCCGAUCCUCAAAACGCCGUCGUUGUGGGAUGUGGAGGAGUGUCUAUCGAUUUCUUGGCCAGCGUGGCCGCUUAUCCUAAGCCAGAUGACAAAAUCAGAACCACAAAUUUGAAGGUUCAAGGAGGUGGCAAUGCUGGAAAUGCCUUAACCUGCCUUGCUCGCUUGGGCCUAAACCCAAGGCUUAUUUCCAAGGUUGCUGAUGACAGUCAAGGCAGGGGUAUAUUAGACGAGCUGCGAGCUGAUGGUGUAGAUACAUCCUUUAUAGUGGUGUCUAAGGAGGGAACAUCACCAUUUACAUAUAUUAUUGUCGACAACCAAACGAAGACCCGUACUUGUAUACAUACCCCAGGAUAUCCUCCAAUGAUACCAGACAACCUGCCAAAAUCAAGUUUGUUAUCUGCAUUGGAUGGAGCGAAAAUUGCUUAUUUUGAUGGCAGGUUGCCUGACACUGCUCUACUUGUUGCCCAAGAGGCAGUUAAAAAGAAUAUACCCAUCUUAAUUGAUGCAGAAAGGCCAAGGGAAGGGUUGGACGAUCUCCUAAAACUAGCUGAUUAUGUUGUAUGCUCAGCGAAGUUUCCAAAGGCAUGGACAGAGGCAUCCACUGUUCCACAAGCACUUGUUUCUAUGCUUUUAAUGUUGCCCAACAUAAAAUUUGUGAUUGUAACUUUGGGAAAAGAUGGAUGCAUAAUGCUGGAGAGAAGGGUUGAUGCAGGUCCUUCUGCAGAAGAAGUGGAUGCAGACACCUUAUUGGAAUCAUUGGAGUUAAAAAGGAAUAAGAGUCUAUCCACUCCAACCUGCAUAUCAUCAUCAGUGGCGAAAUUGAAGGCAGAGCGGAUAGGAACAGUUAGUGCGAAGUUAUAUGUUGGAACAGCAGAGAGUAUUCCACAGUCAGAGCUUGUUGAUACCACUGGUGCUGGGGAUGCUUUUAUUGGGGCUGUAAUCUAUGCUAUCUGUGCCAAGUUUACACCAGAGACAAUGCUAUCCUUUGCUGCUAAUGUGGCAGGUGCCAAGUGCAGGGAUCUAGGAGCACGGAGUGGUCUUCCUUACCGUGCGGAUCCACGCAUAGAAUCCUUUAUAUUGGAGAAAUUGAUUACUUCAUCUUAACAUGUAAUAACAGGUACCUGUAUUCUGUUUCCAAAGCUAGGUUUUCCGUUAGUUAGUUAUGCAAUAGUUCCAAGUAUAAAUGGUUCGUAUUCUUUCAUUUCAGAUGAGAUGUCUUCAUUGGGAUAUUCGACUGAGUUGUUCAGUGGAGCUAUUGAUCAUCGACAGUUUAAUUUUUCAUAGUCGAAGUGAAGAUAUAAUCUGCUUUUUAAUUUUUACUU
Molecule: messenger RNA, 1507 nt
Organism: Vigna unguiculata (cowpea)
Lineage: Eukaryota; Viridiplantae; Streptophyta; Magnoliopsida; Fabales; Fabaceae
Molecular function (GO): kinase activity
Source: RefSeq, a predicted model, not a curated record